This is a messenger RNA of Echinostoma caproni, 425 nucleotides long. Lineage: Eukaryota; Metazoa; Platyhelminthes; Trematoda; Plagiorchiida; Echinostomatidae. The record is from the annotation of a GenBank genome assembly.
CGCAUCAACGUCAAAGGAUGCAUCAGAUGUUUUAUACGUACUCCCUCCCAUUCGCCUCUCUGGUUCUCUGGAACGGAUUCGUGUACCGGCAGAACACGCUGUACGUAUUGCGUUCCGUACCACUUUGGGUCAACUGCGCAUGCAAUUCUCGCGUGAAUUCUCACGAGCUGCUGUUCAGCUGUCCGAAUUCACAACGUACGAACGACGACGAUUGGAACAGUAUGGUCGACGUCCUGCCGUUUCAGUCCGUCAGAGGUGGGAAGCUAUUCCGUGCAAUGCAUCUUUCGGUUAAAAACCGAUGUGUAUUUGUGUGUGUGGGGGGGUGCGCUUGUUUGCAUGUGUUGUAUCACGUUGUGGGUAGGUGGCCACACAUGGCCUUGGUUUUCCAAGCCUAUCAAAUGCUCCUUCCCGUACAAUCGGUCUAG